UACGACGACGAACUUGACCUCUACAGCAUCGACUGCAACGCUGAUGUUACCGCCAAUGUGAACAUAGCCGGAGCGAACUUUACCAUUGAGUCUACCAAUCUCAUCAUUAAAAUUCAUGACGAUUUGUGCAUCUUAGCACUUCACCAUUUCGAGAUGUUCUGGGCAGCACAGUUUAUUCUCGGUGCACCGUUCAUCAAACAAUACUGUACCGUAUACGAUGUACACAAUAAGCAAAUUGGAUUCGCAAAAUCACUACAAUGA
Messenger RNA from Cylicostephanus goldi, 261 nucleotides. The record is from the annotation of a GenBank genome assembly. Lineage: Eukaryota; Metazoa; Nematoda; Chromadorea; Rhabditida; Strongylidae.